UUCUCUCAUCAUAUGGUACGUAGUGAACAGGAAAAGAGAUUGUUGUGUGACACGAAUUAACAACGCGAAGAUGUCAACACCAGAUCUGAGGACAGUGAGAGAAAAAGUUGAAACAGCUCUUAGAAAUGAUAGCAUCUCAAACUUCAAAGAGCUGAUAAAAAAGUUCAACGAUAGGGAUCCUUUUGAAGCGAUGGUGCAAAUUUGCACCUCUAAAUGCUGCAGAGAUGAUACGCGAUGUAAUUUCGCCACAUUACUUUUGAACAAUUUUAAUGUGUUCAAUAGUUCAGAGCAUUAUCCUUUACACGAAGCUGCUCAGUUGGGACUGCAUCAUCUAGUUUUUGUCCUUCUCAACCAUCCAAAGAAUUUUGCUGCAGCGAACUAUGAAAAUGGACAAGGGCAAUCACCGGUGCACUGCUCCAUUGCAGGAAUUGAAAAAGGCUGCGUGGAUAAGGAUCGCGAAAAAAAGGCUUUGCUUUGCAUCAGGCUGCUCUACAAGAAAAGUUGUGAUCUAGACAAGCCAGACAAGGAUGGAUUCACCGCAGUCCACUUAGCAUGCCAAAAAAAGCUCUGGCAAAUCGUCUCCUUUUGCCUAGACAAAAAUGUAAACAUCGACAAGGCUGUAAAAGGGGAAAGCGCGAGGGACUUGAUACGGAAACACAACCAAAAUUGGGUUCCUAAACUUGUCUUUACUGAUAGUGACGGCAGACAAACUGCCACCACCACCCCAUACACAGAUAUUGAAAGAGAAUUUAAAAAUUUGGCAACAACAAUUGGUGACACGCAAGAAUUGAAACGCGCUUUGAAUGGAAUCGGAGUGAAUCUUUUGGAAGAACAUGGAAAAAGACUUUUGUGUCACUGCGUGGAGGAAGGGUUGCUCUCUGGAUUGCAAGUGUUGGUGGACGAUUUCCACAUGGACGUGACCAAAGACAAAGACUAUGAAACAGGUAUGACUAUACUGCAUAGAGCCGUCACUUGCGAAGAUCCCAACUAUGAUGUCGUAAAGUUCAUUCUCGGAAGAGCCAAGGAAAACGAUACAAAAUUUAGCGAUUGGAUUGAAGCAGUUGACGUUGGAAGCUCAGGCGGAAAGGGGUGCACUGCUCUGCAAUACGCAGCUUGGCAGCAACGGGAUGAUCUGUCAAAGUUGCUGCUAGAGUAUGGUUCCACCAUCUUUAGUAAAAACAAAUUCACUGACAAAUUCACCUUCGAAUACCUAAGAGUCGAUUUGCUCCACAAUUAUCUUGAUAAGCAGUUGCGUCUCUCAAAUGAAUUGAAUCUGGCUGAUAAGGACUACAACCUUACAUUUGAUUUUAAUUUUCUGAGGACGAGGAAUCGUCCGUCUUUGGUAGAUCAGAGAUCACAGCAGAUACAAAACGAUAACUCUGCACAAGAAGAACAUUUAGAAAUGAAUGGUUUGAAGCUGUUAGCAGAUUCGCGGACCCACGCCAGUCUCCUCGUGCACCCUGUUAUAAGGGCGUUUUUACAUUUGAAAUGGUACCGUCUUUUCUGGGCGUUUUGGCUUAACUUUGCAUUUUACGCUACAUUUGUAAUAUCCGUUUGUGUCUUUGCGUGCAACUCGUACAAUAUCAAAGCAGGCGAUCAAAAUUGGUGGGAAUACACUGAAGGCUCUUUCUUUCUAAAAGUCACCACAAUUUUGCUUUUUGUACGAGAGGUUUUCCAAAUGAUACUAUACCGUUUACAUUAUUGGAAAAUAUGGGAAAACUGGAUGGAACUGAUCAUCAUUGUCAUGGCCGUAUUAACGCUUUUACGUGAGCGUGAAACCUUAGCGGCCAUUCUCGUUCUCCUCGCCUUUGCAGAGCUGACUCUGAUGAUAGGUCGUCAGCACCCUAGCUUAGCAAUCUACAUUGAAAUGUUCCUGAUUGUCUGUAGGACCUUCUUUAAAUGCCUUUUGGUGUACGUAUGCCUUGUUAUAGCAUUUGGUAUAGCAUUUUAUAUCAUCUUCCCAUUUUGCAAAACCGGUGAAGAGUGUAAAAAUUCUUUUAAUACGAUUAAACAUUCAAUUUUUAAGGCGAUCGUGAUGAUGUCAAAUGAGUAUGAUGCAGGAGAUAUAGACUUUGACUAUCUUCCUGUGGUCAGCCAUAUAAUUUUCAUCGCGUUCAUGUUCGUCGUGUCAUUUGUAAUGGUCAAUCUUUUGAACGGCUUGGCCGUCAGCGAUAUACAGGAGAUCAGGAACCAAGCAAAACUUAUCUCGUCCAAAUACCAAGCCCGAAUUUUUUAUGAUUUAGAGCACUUUCUUACGAAGUUCAACAAAAUAAAUAGGCAAAAAAUAGCUGUGUUUGGUCACUUCACUCUGAUCGAUGGGAUUCUUAAAAGAAAUGUCAUCGUGUCAGAUGGGCAAAAUUUGCCUUCCCAAGGUAGCAGCAGUCAAGAUGUGGAAGCUGCUCGCGCUAUACCCCCAUCAUUAUUUGCGAGGAUGAGCCAAAGAUUAUGCACGAUCUUUAGGUGCUGCAGUCAGUACGUGGAGGCUUCACAGACAGAUGGGGAACAGCUUACAGGGAGGCGGACAAAUCGUUACGAAUGGGAAAUGAAAAGGGCGGAUAACCAAGUGGUAGUGUUUUUAAACGACAACUAUCACGUCAUCCCCGAUGUUUGCAGCUAUGAUUGUGUGAGGAGAGUGGCGAGAUAUAGAAGCGUCUUUAACUCAAUUGUGGAGGAAGCUAUGAAUGUCGUAAGCUACGAGUCGAAGGGUCAAAUCGGGCCAAAGUACCCCAAUUUUUUGCGGAAUCGAUCAGAAUUGAAUGAGACAGGAAGUCCCCAUAAGAGCUUGAGUGAAGCUUGAGAAAUACGUUCAAAAUUUUAAAACCGUGAAAACCAUCGACCAACUUUUAUUGUUAACUGCGUAUUUUUGUCAUGAUCUGGUCAUGCUAUGAUGCUGUUCAACAGAGAUAUUAUUAUUGUCAUUCUGAUUAAAAUAAAUAUAUGUACAAAUUAUUUAACAUUUUACACCCUUGAAAUUUGUAAUCAUUAUAUUUUAUGAGUUAUGCUUUUCGCUCACUUACCCUUCUCGCUCUGAUGGGAAGAAUCAAUUAAUUUGUUACAUUAUAACCCUAUCCUACCUAGAAAAGUAUGAGUUGGGCGAAAAGUGUGGGUAUUUUUUCUUUUAAAGUACUAGUAUGUAUGUAUAUUUACUAUUUUGUUUAUAUUAAACUAUUGUAUCUACAUAUGUAUAUGUUGGGAUAAUAGUAGCAGUAAUAACUGUAAUACAUACUGUAUAUAUAUUUAUGUGUAUCCAGCAUCCAACUAUACGUUGAUAAAUGCAAAUAAUGAAGAUUAAAAUAUGUAAUAUAUUAAUUAAUUAAUAAAAUAAUUGAUUUGUGGUAAUAAUUCACUAUUGGCCUUUUGAAGACUUUUGGGUUUGGGUCCUUCUAACCAGACUAGCUCCUGGUCUUCUUCUCAAAGAUCUUUCACGUUCAGCGCAUCUUUCAUGGCAUACAUAAAUUGAUGAUCUUUGCAGCAACGUAUACAGAUUCGCGAGACAAGAUGAGCCUAACCGAACAAAAUUGUUUUCUAUCAACACAUAAAAACUCUCGCUUACCUUUGUAUAUAUAUUUCAGUCAGGUUAUAUAUCCGUAUCCGUGACAUCCGUGUUGGUCCAUAGCUUGCUCGCCGCUUUCCUCAACCUGUGUCCACCUGAUGUCCAUGGGCCAGCCCCUGCGCCUCGAAUCUCGAAAUUUGGGGGUGCACGCAGGGCGCCGCGCCGAUUGACUGUAUAUAC
Cloeon dipterum is the source of this 3733-nucleotide messenger RNA. RefSeq names its product transient receptor potential cation channel protein painless-like. The record is from RefSeq and is a predicted model, not a curated record. The coding region runs from base 71 to 2797 and encodes 908 amino acids. NCBI's taxonomy places the organism in Eukaryota, Metazoa, Arthropoda, Insecta, Ephemeroptera, Baetidae. Gene Ontology annotation, cellular component: membrane. Gene Ontology annotation, biological process: monoatomic ion transport; transmembrane transport. The transcript is spliced from 4 exons. Gene Ontology annotation, molecular function: monoatomic ion channel activity; protein binding.